AUGUCGGAGAAAAGACCCAUUAAGCGACUUGUUGUUUUGGUGGAUGGUUGUGAGGCGCGCGAGACGAAAAAGGAGACGAAUCCUUCGACUAUCUCCAGGAUCAAGCAACUAACCCGUGAUGGCCUGAUUGAGUCAAACGGAUACACUAUCGCUCAGAUUCCCAAGUACUAUGUCGCUACGAGCAGCGUCACAAAGUUGAGCGAUCGACUGAGGUCAAAAUCCACAAACGAUGAGUCGGCUACCUUGAUCAAAAGUAUUGUUGAAGAUAUCUGUCUCGUGCUGGAACGACCCGAAGACGAACUCUGGCUCUACGGUUCAGGCCACGGAGCCUUUAUUGCUCGCGCCGUCGCCGGUAUCGUGCACCGACUAGGAUUGCCCAACUCCGACAACUUCGAUGAGCUUUAUGAUGCGUCUGUCGGGCUUAUCAAGGCACAAAUCGAUGACGAUUUCAAACGAGGACCCCAACUACUCCAGAAGAUCAAGAGCGGAGCCGGCGACCCUCCAAGGAUACCAUUUGUCGGUCUUUUCGAUACCACGAUACACAGCUCGAAAACAAGCUAUGACAUCUCAUUCAACACAUCCAUCGAGACUCUUCGUCAUGCUCUAGGUAUGAACGAAAAUCAUUCUAACAGGGUGCCCGAGCUCUUCAGUAUCCCGGAAGAUGCAGACAUGACCCAUCGGUCGCUAGUCCAGGCCUGGUUCAUGGGCACACACCAGGAUAUGAUCGGUGGCACAGCUCACGAUGGGCUCUCUCUGUAUCCGCUGCAGUGGAUGAUCUUGGAGAGUCUCUACUCUGGUCUUGGCCUCAAUAACAUGGGCGAUUCAAAGGCCAAUGACAAUCCCAUGACUUUGGUCUUUCCUCAAUAUGCUGGCAACUUGCCGGCUUUGGACGGAUCGGAAGAGAUUGAGUGGCGUCUUCAGUACACGAACGGGCUUCGCACCAGCAUGUUUGACCUCCAGAGUGCCCAUGGCAAGAAGUCGACGACAGGGGUAGAGACACACUCUAUCAAGCCGGACACAGAUUGCUUUAAGCGACCCGCAAAUCGAAAGAUAUUUGAAGGGCUUGACAAGACACUGAAAGGGUGGUGCGACGCAGGACCCUACGGAAACAUGAUACACCCUUCGGUAUUUUGCAUUCUUGACAGGUAUCCCCGACACGGCGACCUCAACAGCUUUAAACUCCUCAAGAAGCCGAUUUCCAAUUUCCAAGAUGCGCACCUCAUCGCCGAAGAGGACCAAAUGGCACCUUGGCUCAGAGAUAUGCAGCUUGAAGCAAGCGGAGUCAAAGCCUUUCGAAUUCUGGUCUGUGGCAAAACAGGUGUCGGAAAGUCAACUCUGAUCAACAAGGUAUUUGGUGUUGAGAUGACUGAUGAGUCGCUUUCUUAUGAUCAGGGUGUUCACGACAUCAACGUGGCUUUUGAAUCGCCAAAACAUCCAGGGCUUUUGAUUCAUGAUUCAAGAGGUUGGCAGGCUGGUAGCGAUACAGAAUUGGACUUGAUCGCCAAAUUCCUUAGACAUAGAGCGUUCCAGGAAGAUCCCGCCGAGGCUCUACACGUAAUCUGGUUUUGCGUCGAUUCCGACGUCGCCCGCAUUGAAGAAGCAGAAAAGCGGACGUUCGCCACAAUCGCUCAAUAUUCACACCAAGUCCCUGUUUUUGUUGUCGGCACAAAGAAAGAUAAACUCACAGCUCAACACAAAGAACUCUAUUUAGAUACGCUGAUGGAGAAAAUGGACGACUACAAGGAAGCCAAGAAACUCGCCGAAGCGAGUGCUAAUGCUAAAGCGGAGGAGCAAUUCGCCGAGCUGAGAAGUCAGCUCUCGCAGAUCGAGCAUUACAAAGCUGACGGUUUCUGUUGCCUGUCAAAGAAUGACGAUGCCGGAAUCAAAGAGCUACUCACCCAAACCCUCGACCUCAUUGUCGACGAACGCGUACGUCUCUUCUGUGUUGCAGCUCAAGUCGUUGAUGUUGAACAGAAGAUCAACUCAGCGAUAACAGAGUGUAUGAGACUAGGAACACACGCGAUCCGCACCGCCGCCGUCCCUCUUCCGUGCUCGGGCAUGAUUGGAACACCAACUGUAUCACGUCUCAUUUGCGAACACGUCCUCCAGUGUUUCGGUUUUCCCAAAGCCGCACCGACUGAGAUCGAGGCAAUCAUGACGGAUAUCGUCUUGAGUAAUUUCAAAGAAUACAUCAAGGUCUCAAUGUCGCAAUUCGCUGCUGUAAGCGCUGUUGCAGUGGGUGUUGCAGUGCCGACAAUGGGUAUUGGUGUCAUUCUUGGCGCGGCUGGUUGUUUGUUUGCUCUCCCACCGACGGCGAGAAUGCUUCUCAAGUGUUCUUGCGAUAUGAUUCUUAUUCUAGAACGAUCAUUCCGAUACGAUGGAAAGUACGUCUCAAUCAAGCAAAUCGAAGACGCCGCCAAAUACUACGCAAAGGAGACGAUCACAACAUUUAACGGCAAAGAGAAGCGGCUGCAACAACAAGUCCAUGACGAAAUCGACCAGCUCAUUCCUCUCAAGAAACUCAACGUGGGAUUCAAGUUCAAUAAGCUACGAUCGUCUAUUGAUGAUAUCGUAUACCGGAACAGAUUCGGCAAUCCUCCCGACUACGCGUCCUUGAAGAGUCCGUCCAGUGUAGGGUUUGCGGAGUCUAGUGGACCUGUUGAAUUGGACGCAGGACCUGUCAUUUCUGAAUUACCUGGCGAUCAAGUCGACCUGUCAACGGUAUCGAAAUCAGACGAGAAGGCUGCGCCGGUCACGGAACUUGACUCGACAGAGAUCCAGUCACUAGAGAAUCCUCGACCGGUUGCCUCGAACUCAGUUGUACCCGUGGUGACUGGUCCCUCGUUAGCCAACAAGCUUGUCGAACUGAACGUACAACCGCCUGAGCUGCCAGGAAAUGUGCCCGGUGAAACCGGUAAGGGCCAACUGGAGGUUCCCCAGAUGACAGCGAGAAGUAAAUCUGACUCAUCUGGUUCCCGCUGGAAAUUGUCUUCGUGGAAGUUGAGUCGCAAGUCGAAGACGACGAAGCAAUAG
This is a messenger RNA of Fusarium coffeatum, 3033 nucleotides long. RefSeq lists its product as uncharacterized. The transcript is spliced from 4 exons. Gene Ontology annotation, molecular function: GTP binding. The record is from RefSeq and is a predicted model, not a curated record. Lineage: Eukaryota; Fungi; Ascomycota; Sordariomycetes; Hypocreales; Nectriaceae. The coding region runs from base 1 to 3033 and encodes 1010 amino acids.